AUGCUCCCGGGAGCUCGGAAAUCAGGGUUCCCGUCGCACGUUCUUGUAGUUCCUACAAAGUUUAACAGAAAACGCGACAACUUUGAAGCCACCGCCAAGGGGAGGGAGCGUGUUGGAUUCCCGAGGAGCAGGAAUUACACGUUUCUUAAUAAACACUGGCGGCUCCCUUUGGUGCCUCGACUGUCUGAGAGGGAAAAACUCUGGGAGUUAGUGUCCAGACCCUUGACGCUGCUCCUUGUUUCGAGGAAUGCUUUUUUUGAUAACUCCACAGAUUCCUGUGUGGAGAAAUCAGUCAGUAGGGAGCAGAUCCGUACUCCGGCGUGCCCAAAACGCAAAGCCCAACUGGACAGGUGUUUGCAGUUUCCCCCCUCCCGAAGUUUCGAUGCUGAUUUAAGGGCCUCAGGAAGGGCUUCUGAACCAGAACUUCAUGACAGAGAGAUUUUUAGGGGCCACGGUGGUGACAGCUCUAAGGCAAAAGUUGGUCAGCUUCUGCCCAACACCUCCCUACACGAUACACAGGGAGUUAAACACGGGGACGGAAAACAGCUUUCGGUCCAAGGAAGAGACAGUGUUCAAAAAGAUAAUAGUUACAUAAGACAUACGGAAAAUCCAUUUUUAGACGUUACCUUUUACAAGGAAACGAAAUCAACAUUUCAUGAACUUAAGAACAGAUGUAAAGCUGACAGUGUUAUGCCAUCAAAUAAAAAUGAAAAUAACGUUUCAUCAUCCAUACUAAAAAUAUCAAAAUCUCAAAAGCAGCCCAGCUUCAAAAUUGCUAAACCCAGCUAUUUUAGAGAUAGCAGCACAAUAAGUGUCCCUGAGUUUCCAACAGAUUUAAAUAGCAAAAUGUCCUCUGUCUAUUUAAAGGAAACAGCAAAGAAAAAGAAUGACAAAAACGAGGCAUAUGUUAGGGAUUUCACAAACAUUUACUGUUCCCAAAAUAGACCUGAUGUUAAGAAGCGAAAGUUACAAGAUGAUAAAAAAAUUGUAGAUGCAAAAAAUAUUUUUUCUGAAUGUUAUGAAAGUAACCACCCAUCAUUCGGAAGCCAAAAUACUUGCGUGAGAAAAAAAGACUUGAUCAGUUCAAAAUACUAUAACUCCUGUAGUAUUAAGUGUGAUGUAAAAGAUUUUAACAAGAAUUUCAUUUUAACACCAGAAUAUACAAAUUGGGAAGGAGGAGAAACAUGCUGGGACCGUUACAUACCUACCAAGCUGGAAAAAUCUCAAAGCUGGGGCUGUAACAUUAGACACAUUUUGAGACAAAACAGGGAAAAUUGUUGGUUUACAAAUAAUUGUAAGAGUAACUGUGAAAAUUUGAAAAAAACUGGAGAUAAAUUGAAUUUCCUAACAUUAUUAGAAACAGACCUUUCAAGCAACAAAGAUUUUCACUGCACGGAAGUUGGGAAUGUAAGAAAAUCAAAGCUUUUUUUACUGGGACUGCUGGGAAAUCAAAAAGCUUUUAUAAAAAUUAUUUGGUCAAGUGGUAAAGGAGAAAAUGAUAACAUGCUGACAAUGAGAUAUAAUAUGCACAAAAACUUUCAUUUAAGCAACAUUUUUGAAAGUUUCAUUACAGACAUGUUUCAUUUCUGUCAAAGUAUUUUAGGAAAUGAAAAAGAUAAUAGUAUUUUAACCUGGUAUAAAAUUUUGAAGUGCAAAAAGUUAAUUGGUGUUCAAAGCUUAAUAAUCAGAAAUAUGAAUGUCAAUGUAGAGAGUGGCAUUUUAAGCAAAUAUUCAGGUGCCAGUUUUUCAGAACUUUUAAAUAUCAUGUUGAAAACCAACAUAUUUUUUUUGCUCAAUAACUUUGACUUUUUCACGAGAAUUGAAAAUGACUUUGAAUUAGAAGGGAAAUGCAUUUUCAAAUGGAUAGUGUAUUUAAAUGAUCCAAAAAAUAGUUCAGUGGAAAAUCAAACUGCAUAUCCAGUAAAGAUUUUAACUUCUGCCAGACUAUUAGAAGAUAAGAUGAAAUCUAUGCCAAAGAAAAGAAAGCUAUUUGACACUAAAAUUUUUGAAGGGUCUAAGAAAAAGAAAAUCAAUUCCUUCAGUAGGAUAGCUAAAAAUAUUCAUUUUCCAAAUUUUGAAACGUAUGAAAAAAUUCCUCUUUUAAUGGAUUUUGAUGAUAUAGAAGAAAUGUCUCUGAUAAAAGAAAUUACUGAUGGUACUAUGAUGUGUUCGGAGCAACCCAUAAAUGUGGAAAAUUGGGCUCACUGUUGUUCUGACAAUGUUAAAAUACAUCUUAGGUCUGGUCCUCAAAUUAUGCAGAACAACCAUGGAUAUUUUAAUGAAAAAAAUUGUGAAGUAAAUAUGCACAACCAAGUCUCAGAUACUGAAGGAAAACAGGAAUAUAAUAAGUUCAGAAGCUAUAAUUCUAAGUGCAUAUUGAAAGAUUUCUACAAUGUUAGGCAACAGCUUACACCAGCAAGCAAUGACAUAACACAUAGUGAACAGACUAAUACCAUGACAAUAUCUCAGAGGCUAAAUUUUGAAAAUUUACUAAGUGAAACAGAGGGAAAAAAAUAUGACUUACUUUUAAAGGAUGAAGUAAAAGUCACGGCACAAAGUUUAACAAAUAGUGACCCUAUUCGCAAAGAUGUUAAGAGAAAAAAGGAAGAGAAAGAUAGUUUUUUUCAGAUGGAUGGCAUGUUUUCUUUACAGUCAGUUUCAUUAACAAAUAAGAAAAUAAAUGUGGAAGAAACUAAGUAUGUCAUUCAAAAUUACAUAGCUGACAGAAACGAAUACGAUAGUAUUUUGGAAGAAAGUGAGUUAGCUAAUUUAAAGCAUUGUCAUCUGAAGAAUAACUCUCCAUUGUAUGUUAAUCAUCAGUUUGAAACUAGUUUGAGUGAAGGGAACAAUGAAUGUUUACAGGAUUUAACUGCUCAAUGUUUAUCCACAGAAGCUCUGACAAUAGUAAAUGCUUUUGAGAUGAAGAGUAAAUUUGAUUUAGUACUUGCAGAACUUCACAUGUUUCAUGAAAUUAGUAAGGAAAAUGAAAUUCUAAGCACUAUGGAAACAAACACUGUGCAAGAAAAUUACUAUGGAGAAAAUAAUGAUGCUGAGAGGGUAAAAAUACAGAUAGAAAAGGAUUCGAAAAUGGUCGCAGUCAACAAAACAUGUGCAUCUUCCUCAUUCUAUGACACGACAGCAAGUCCUAACUUGGAUAAAAGACACCAAAGUUUAUUUAAAUGGAAAAAUUCUCCCAAUAAUGGAGAACAGGAAGUUCCUGAUGAGUAUUGCUGUUCAGGAACAUCAGAAGAAGGAUUAAUGCAUUCUACUUCUGAGGAAGGUAGUCACUUUUCACAUGGCAUUUCAAGAAUACAACCUCUUAAGACAUGCAGUCGACCAAUCAGGAUUGGCUUGUCAAGAAAAGUGAAGCUUAAACAACUUCAUCCCUAUCUGAAGUAA
Otolemur garnettii (small-eared galago) is the source of this 3399-nucleotide messenger RNA. RefSeq names its product RAD51 associated protein 2 (gene RAD51AP2). The record is from RefSeq and is a predicted model, not a curated record. The coding region runs from base 1 to 3399 and encodes 1132 amino acids. NCBI's taxonomy places the organism in Eukaryota, Metazoa, Chordata, Mammalia, Primates, Galagidae. The transcript has 3 exons.